Messenger RNA from Cucumis melo (muskmelon), 1132 nucleotides. RefSeq lists its product as uncharacterized. Bases 183 to 977 code for a protein of 264 amino acids. Gene Ontology annotation, molecular function: single-stranded RNA binding; RNA endonuclease activity producing 5'-phosphomonoesters, hydrolytic mechanism. Gene Ontology annotation, biological process: DNA repair. Lineage: Eukaryota; Viridiplantae; Streptophyta; Magnoliopsida; Cucurbitales; Cucurbitaceae. The record is from RefSeq and is a predicted model, not a curated record. The transcript has 9 exons. Gene Ontology annotation, cellular component: cytoplasm; nucleolus.
AAAUUCUUUUAGUAUUAAAUGAACUCCAUCUGAUGAGAAUCGACCGACCGCGCCCACUGACAGCUAAAUUUUGCUCUAUUUGAAAAAAAUGGUUCGGUCGGACUCGAUAUUGUAACCGGCCGUUGAUCAAUUCGCCGGCACCGAACGUUUACAACGCUUUGGCGAAAUUCUUUCAGGGUUAGAUGAUGUCCGAAGAAGAGAAACAAGUGAAAUCGUAUUCCGAGGCGUCAACGACUUCCUCGGUUGAAAUUCAGAAUUGGAUCGAAGCGCAAGAUUUGCUGAAGAAGAAACUGAUCAAAGAAGAUGAUCUGGAAGGGAACGGGGAUGAUUUGAAAUACGUCGGCGGCGUUGAUAUAAGCUUCUUAAAGGAAGAUUCGUCAGUUGCGUGUGGUACGCUUGUGGUUAUGGAUCUUCAAACUCUUCAAGUUGUUUAUGAUGAUUUCUCUCUUGUUACUGUUCAAGUUCCUUAUGUCCCUGGCUUUCUCGCAUUUAGAGAGGCCCCAGUUCUCUUGGAGCUUUUGGAAAGGAUGAAAAAGAGAGCUCCUCUUUUGUAUCCACAGUUAUUGAUGGUUGAUGGAAAUGGAAUACUCCAUCCUCGAGGUUUUGGUUUGGCCAGUCAUCUUGGCGUUCUUGCUAAUUUGCCUACAAUUGGAAUUGGCAAGAAUCUGCAUCAUGUUGAUGGUCUUACCCAGACCAGCGUCAGGAAACUUCUUUCCGAAGGCAAAAAUAACGAUUCUAUAAUAACUUUGAAGGGUAUCUCUGGAAGCAUUUGGGGUGUGGCUAUGAGAUCUACUGUUGAUUCAUUGAAACCUCUAUACGUUUCAAUUGGUCAUCGUGUUUCGCUUGAUACUGCCAUUGAGAUUGUUAAAAUCACUUGCAAAUAUCGUGUUCCAGAACCUAUCCGACAGGCUGACAUUAGGUCAAGAGAAUACCUCAGGAAAUUUCAAAUGGGAGUGUUAGAAAGAACAACUUCAUAGCAAAGAGCGAUGUAACCUAUAAUUGUUGAGUGGGAAGAUAAAAGAGUGAGGAAAAAAGUACUGUACUAUGAUACCAUUUUAAGUAACUUAAUGUAUUAAAUUAUAAACAAUAAAUAAAUAUGAAAUGUAUGGUUGUCGUUUUAAUUACAAUUUUA